AAAAUUUAAAUAAUGAGUUGAGCAGUAUUUUAUUGAAGUUAAUUCAACCGAAUUAACUCCCUAUGGUAAAUAAACCUCAGGAUUAGAUCUAAGUACACCUGAUGAUUAUUAAGAUAGAUAAAUUAAUGAGAGACAUAGGACAUGCUUUAAUAAUUAGUAGAGAUGCAAAUAAUUUUAAUUUCUAUUCUAUUAAAGUAUAAGUAUGAAAACAAUGAAGAAGUAUAGGUUGUUAUUUUAGUUAUAUAUUUAAAUAAUAUGGAUCAGGUAUUAAGAAUAAAAUAAAAGUGAUGAAGGCAUCGAAUAGAAUCAACAUUAUUGAAGUCAGUUCUUUAGAUUUAAAAUAUUUCAUCCUUAAGAUGUAGUCAUUAAAAUGCUUUAUGAAUAUAAAUAAUAGAACAAUAUUCAUUCAUUGAUGAUCAAAAUAGUUGAAUAUUAUAAUAGAAAAGGAUGUUAAUGAAUUUUUUAUGAUAAAAUUAAGGAGGAGUGAGGGAAACAUGUUACACAAAGAGAAUGGAUGUUC
Paramecium octaurelia is the source of this 520-nucleotide messenger RNA. The record is from the annotation of a GenBank genome assembly. Lineage: Eukaryota; Ciliophora; Oligohymenophorea; Peniculida; Parameciidae.